Messenger RNA from Ceratotherium simum simum (southern white rhinoceros), 1093 nucleotides. RefSeq names its product NAD(P)HX dehydratase (gene NAXD). Gene Ontology annotation, molecular function: ATP-dependent NAD(P)H-hydrate dehydratase activity. The record is from RefSeq and is a predicted model, not a curated record. Gene Ontology annotation, biological process: metabolite repair. NCBI's taxonomy places the organism in Eukaryota, Metazoa, Chordata, Mammalia, Perissodactyla, Rhinocerotidae.
CGGCGAGGUAAGAUCGAUACCGGCUGUCCCCGGCAUGGCCACUCGGGCGGCGGCCGGGGCUGCGGUCACCGGCGCGGCCGUUGUCGCGCUGCUCUCGGCCGGCUUUGCGCUCUAUGGGCCGCCGCUGGACGCAGUUUUAGAAAGAGCGUUUUGGCUGAAUAAAGCACAUUCGAUAAAGGAUAUGGAAACUACUUUUCAGUUGGUGAGAAACAUCAUACCUCCUCUAACUACCAAGAAGCACAAAGGCCAAGAUGGAAGAAUAGGCGUAGUUGGAGGCUGCCAAGAGUACACGGGAGCCCCCUAUUUUGCAGCCAUCUCAGCUCUCAAAGUGGGCGCAGAUUUGUCGCACGUGUUCUGUACCCGGGAGGCCGCGCCUGUGAUCAAGUCCUACAGCCCGGAGCUGAUUGUCCACCCAGUUCUUGACAGCCCUAAUGCUGUUCAAGACGUGGGAAAGUGGCUGCCCCGACUGCACGCCCUGGUCGUCGGACCUGGCUUAGGUAGAGACCACGUUCUUCUCAGCACCGUCAAGGGCAUUUUAGAAGUGUCAAGGGCCAGAGAUGUCCCUGUCAUCAUCGACGCAGAUGGGCUGUGGCUGAUCGCUCAGCAGCCGGCCCUGAUCCAAGGCUACCAGAAGGCUGUUCUCACUCCCAACCACAUGGAGUUCAGCAGACUUUCUGAAGCUGUGCUGGGAGACCCCGUGGACAGCAGCGAUCCCCAGGAAGCUGUGCUGAGACUCAGCCAGGCCCUGGGGAAUGUGACCGUGGUCCGGAAAGGGGAGCGGGACGUGAUCUCCGAUGGCAAACAGGUGCUCGAGUGCAGCCAGGAAGGCAGCAGCCGCAGGUGUGGGGGGCAGGGAGACCUCCUUUCAGGCUCCCUGGGUGUCCUGGUGCACUGGGCACUCCUCGCUGGACCCGAGAAAACAAAUGGUUUCAGUCCUCUCCUUGUGGCUGCCUUCGGCGCGUGCUCCCUCACAAGGCAGUGCAGCCGCCAAGCCUUCCAGAAGCAUGGCCGCUCCACCACCACCACUGACAUGAUCGCAGAAGUUGGACCUGCAUUCACCAGUCUCUUUGAAACCUGAGCCAGUGCGGACUGG